UACCCAAACAACCAGAGCGGUGUUCCCCUCCCCACCACCGGCUGUGCCGUCCUCGCUAUCCCCAUUGCUCUUCAUACCUCUUCACCCCCGGUGGCUGUAGCCAGUGCUACCAAUGCCUCACCCACCCCUUACCUUUACCCGAGGAAACCAUCCACUGAGGUGUCUUCCAAAACCGUCCCGCCAGACGGUCGCCACACACAGAGUGCAGCGCACACAAGGCCGCAACAGCCAUGACCUGUUGUCCUACACGGACUCGCGUCCAAAGACAGACAUGAAAGUAUCUGCCACAACAAAGACAGCAGCACAGAUAGCAGUUGGUAUCUAACCGCUGCCCACGUAGAUACACCAUAUGGCGCACCGAAAAACGCCAAGAAAAA
Messenger RNA from Zychaea mexicana, 377 nucleotides. RefSeq lists its product as uncharacterized. The record is from RefSeq and is a predicted model, not a curated record. The transcript has 4 exons. Lineage: Eukaryota; Fungi; Mucoromycota; Mucoromycetes; Mucorales; Lichtheimiaceae. The annotation marks the transcript as partial.